UAUCAGAAUCUGAGACAACGUGUUGACAACUUUGUGGCGAACCACUUGGCAACUCAUACCUGGAGUCCUCAUCUCAAUAAGAAUCAGCUAAGAAACAAUAUUAGACAACAAGUCCUCAAAUCAGGAAUGUUGGAGUCUGGUAUUGACCGAAUUAUUUCUCAGGUUGUGGAUCCAAAGAUCAACCACACAUUCAGACCUCAAGUAGAGAAAGCUGUGCAUGAGUUUUUGGCCACACUGAACCACAAAGAGGACGCAAGUGGCAGCACAGCUCCUGAUGAUGAGAAACCAGACUCUGCUGUCAUUACACCAGGUGUUCCUGCUCCUGGGCCCAGUGCUAAUGUAGCCAGUGAUGCCAUGUCAAUCUUGGAAACCAUAACUUCUCUUAACCAAGAAGCGAAUGCUGCUAGGGCCUCAACAGAAACAUCAAAUGCCAAGACCACUGAGAGAGUAGCAAAAAAACUCCCAUCUCAGCCAAGCACCGACACUGGUAUUGACAAAGAAAGAACUUCAGAGGACAUGGCUGACAAAGAAAAAUCUGCACCUGACUCUGGAGGGGAAGGACUGGAGGCAGCUCCAAAGCCCGAAGAAUUCAGUGAUCUCCCGUGUCCGGUUGAGGAAAUUAAAAAUCACACAAAAGAGAAUAAUAACUUAAUUCUACUAAAUAAGGAUGUUCAACACGAAAGCAGUGACCAAAAAAAUAAAUCAGCAGACAAAAGUGAAAAGAAGCCAGACAGUAAUGAAAAGGGAGAAAGAAAGAAAGAAAAGAAGGAAAAAAUCGAAAAGAAAUGUGAUCACUCAAAAAGGAGUGAAGAUAUGCAAAAAGUUAAGGAUGAAAAGCAAGUAAAAGAAAAAGAAGUAGAGAGUUCAAAACUUCCUUCAGAAAAGAACAGUAAUAAAAAUAAAACUCUUGAAGGGACAAAAGAAGAUUUUCCUUUGAUAGAUUCUGAUGUGGAUGGACUUACAGAUAUCACAGUUAGCUCUGUUCAUACCAGUGACCUUUCAUCUUUUGAAGAAGAUACCGAGGAGGAAGUUGUAAUGUCUGAUAGCAUGGAGGAAGGAGAGAUUACAUCAGAUGAUGAAGAAAAGAACAAACAGAAUAAAACAAAACCUCAAACUAGUGACUCUAGUGAAGGGAAAACAAAAAGUGUACGGCAUGCUUAUGUCCACAAACCAUAUCUUUACUCAAAGUACUACAGUGAUUCUGAUGAUGAACUUACUGUGGAACAACGGCGACAGUCUAUUGCUAAAGAAAAAGAAGAGAGGCUUUUAAGAAGGCAAAUUAAUAGAGAGAAACUUGAGGAAAAACGCAAACAGAAAGCAGAAAAGACAAAGUCUUCAAAAGCCAAGAGUCAAGGCAAAAGUAGUGUGGACUUAGAAGAAUCAUCAUCAACAAAAAGUUUGGAACCUAAAGCCCCCAGAAUUAAAGAAGUCCUUAAAGAACGGAAAGUUUUAGAGAAGAAAGUAGCUUUGAGCAAAAAAAGAAGAAAAGAUUCAAGGAAUGUUGAUGAGAAUUCCAAAAAGAAACAGCAAUCUGAAGAAGAUUCCAAAGAAGCCUUCAAAAUAAGCGAGCAUUGUGAAAAGGAAAAAGUGUCUUCUUCAAAGGAGCCAAAGCAUGUUCAUGCAAAAAUUGAACCAAGUAAACCUUCCCGGAGACUUUCAGAGUCUUUGCAUGUAGCUGAUGAAAACAAAAAUGAAUCCAAGAUAGAAAGAGAACAUAAAAGACGGACAUCCACCCCUGUUGUGGUGGAAGGGGCACAGGAAGAGACUAACACAAGAGAUGUAAAAAAGCAAGUAGAACAAUCAGAAAUCGGCACCGAAGAACUACAGAAACAGAAAAGCACACUUAAAACUGAAAAGCAUCUAAAGAAAGAUGAUUCUGAAAUACCACAUUUGAAAAACCUACCUAAGAAAGAGGUGAAAUCCUCUAAGGAGAAACCUGAAAAAGAAAAAACUCCAUCAGAAGACAAAUUGUCUACGAAACAUAAAUAUAAAGGUGAUGGUAUACAUAAGAUGGGUGACGAGACUGAACUUCACUCUUCUGAAAAAGGUUUAAAAGCAGAGGAAAAUACUCAAAAGCAAAGUCAACAAACAAAGCUUUCCUCAGAUGAUAAAGCUGAGCGAAAAAGUAAACAUAGAAAUGAAAGGAAAUUAUCAAUUUUGGGCAAAGAUGGAAAGCCAGUUUCUGAAUAUAUUAUAAAAACAGAUGAGAAUAUUCGUAAAGAAAACAGCAAAAAAGAAAAACACUUGUCAGCUGAAAAAACUAAGGCAGAACACAAAUCAAGACGCUCAAGUGAUUCUAAAAUUCAGAAAGAUUCUCUAAGUUCCAAGCAACAUGGUAUCACAUUACAGAGAAGAAGCGAAAGUUAUUCAGAAGAUAAGUGUGAUAUGGACUCAACUAAUUUAGAUAGUAAUUUAAAACCGGAAGAGGUUGUUCACAAGGAGAAACGAAGAACAAAGAGCUUGCUAGAAGAGAAACUUUUGUUAAAGUCUAAGUCAAAAAGUCAAGGCAAACAAUUAAAAGCUGUAGAAACAGAAUUACAGGACAGUGUCACAAAACAGGCAACCACUCCAAAACCAGAUAAGGAGAAAAACACAGAAGAAAAUGACUCCGAAAAACAGCGAAAGUCUAAAACUGAAGAUAAACCUUUUGAAGAAACGAAUGUUGAACCUGUAUUAGAUACUGCUGCUGCUUCAACACAUAAUGCACAGAAAGAUUCUAGCCAUAGAGCUAAGCUGCCAUUAGCAAAGGAGAAAUAUAAGGCUGACAAAGAUUUGAGCUCCUCCAGGCUUGAGAAAAGGUUAUCAGAUGGGCACAAAAGCAGAAACUUGAAGCAUAGUAGUAAGGAUGUGAAAAAGAAGGAAGAGAAUAGAUCAGAUGACAAGGAUGGUAAAGAAGUUGACAGUAAUCAUGAAAAGGCCAGAGGAAAUAGUUCAGUCAUGGAAAAGAAGCUAAGUAGAAAGAUCUGUGAAAAUCGAAGAGGAAGCUUAUCACAAGAAAUGGCCAAGGGAGAAGAAAAAUUAGCUGCAAACGCUUUGGGCACUCCCAGCAGUUCCUCUCUUCAAAGACCAAAAAAAAGUAGUGAUGCCACAUUGGUCCCUGAACAAGAGCCAAUGGAAAUUGACUGUGAACCAGGCAUUGAAAAUGUAUUUGAAGUGUCUAAAAUCCAAGACAGCAACAAUAAUACCUUUCAGCAAGACGUCGAUGGUGAAAAUGUUAUGAAACAAAAAACCACUGCAAUAAUUCUAAAGGAUGAAUUAAGAGUUUCUACAGUAGAUUCAAAAAUAACAUCUCCAUCCUGCAAAUCAGAGCAUGGGACAGGAGUUAGCAGUAAUUCUGAAAAGUAUACUGACCAAAGAAGCACCCUGACCAAGAAAGUGCACAUCCAAAGUGCUGUGUCCAAACUGAAUCCCGGGGACAAAGAGCCCUUUCAACAAGAAACUCAGAAAGUGAAUGUAGACUCUGAAACUUCUUAUAGAAUGUUACCUAGCGCCCUGCCAGAGAAUGACAGGGUACAGAAGAAUCCGAAAAGCGUAGCCAAACCCUCUGAAGAGCAUGUUGCUCAAGAAGAGGCUGCUCUUGAACAUUCCAUGGAUUUAGACCCCUCACUGUCCGUGAGUUCAGUGACUGUGGUGCCUCUGAAAGACUCUCAUGGUUCUGAAGUAAUUUCUGUCGCUGACAAAAGAACUGCUUCAGAAGGUGGCACAGCCAGCACCUCCCCUGUGGGUCACUCUGCUGUCCCUAACCAAACCUUACCUGACAGGGAAUCAGAAGCUCCUAGGACAAGUGACAGCAAGGAAGGUGGUGAAGGCGCCACAGUAGACGCAUCAGUGAAAUGCAGCACCACUAGCAGAAGACACAUUCCAGAAGGUUGCCAGGUCACUUUACUGGACAGUAAACAAGGAAAAGUAAUCAUGCCUCUCAGGAACAAUUUAGGCAUGAUUGUGGAAGACAAGAAUUUUAGCAAAGAAGGUGGCUUGGAGGAAGCAGCCAAGACAGAAAGUGACUUGAGUGCAGAGCCCUGUUUAAAGCAAACAGUUGGAGCUACAGUAGAAAAGGGCAAGAAGGAUGGUGUUUCUGUUGACCGUGUGGUAGACAUGAGUACAGAAACAGAGGCUGAGACUGUGAAACGUCAGCACCACAGAGACCCAGGUGAAAUGCAAGACAGACCAGUUGAUGCUGAGACAAGGAGAGAAAGCAGUGAGGUUGACACCAGUGGUAGAGGUGGCUCUGGGUCCUCCGUUUUGCACCAGCGGAAUGGAAAGACCGAGCAUGGGGCAGUUGGGCCUGGCAGAGCGGAAAAGACUUCUGUUGCCACCAGCACUGAAAGGAAGGACACAGGUGUCCCUCUGAGCCCAGUAAAGGCUGGGGCUGCCACAACCACUUCCUCAGAAACGAGAGAGAGUGAGGUGGCUUUGCCUUGCACCAGCAUCGAGGCAGACGAAGGUUUCAUAAUAGGCGCACACCCCCAGAACAAUCCUCUUCAUGCUGGGGCAGAAGCCAGUGAGUGCACUGUGUUUGCUGCAGCUGAAGAAGGCGGGGCUCUCGUCACAGAGGGGUUUGCUGAAAGUGAGACUUUCCUCACCAGCACCAAGGAAGGAGACAGUGGGGAGUGUGCUGUGGCUGAGUCGGAGGACCGAGCAGCAGACCCAGUGGUUCCUCACGCAGCUACAGUUGAAGCCAACAUGAACGGUGUUGUGGCAGAAGAAAAGGAUGAUGCUGUAACCAGUGCAGGCUCUGAAGAAAAAUGUGAUGAUUCUUCCAGUAGAGACUCAGAAAUAGUCGAAGGAACUGCCACUUUUAUUAGUGAAGUUGAAAGCGAUGGAGCAGUCACAAGUGCUGGGACAGAAAUAAGAACAGGAUCCAUAAGCAGUGAAGCGGUCGAUGGGUCCCAGGAAAGUAUGACCAGAAUGAGUCCCAAAAAAGAAACGGAGGGCGCUGUGACAUGUACAGGAGCAGAAGGCAGAAGUGAUAACUUUGUGAUCUGCUCUGUAACUGGGGCAGGGCCCCGAGAGGAGCGUGUGGUUACAGCUGCAGGUGUGGUCCUGGUAGAUAAUGACACACCACCAGGAACAAGUGCCAUCCAAGAAGGAGAUGGUUCUGUGAAUGAUGGAACAGAAGGUGAGAGCGCAGUCACCAGUACGGGUAUAACGGAAGAAGAUGGAGAGGGGCCGGCAAGUUGCACGGGUUCAGAAGGGAGCAGCGAAGGCUUUGCCAUGAGUUCUGAGUCAGAAGAAAAUGGAGAGAGUGCAAUGGACAGCACCAUGACCAAAGAAGGCUCUAACGUGCCACUGGUCGCCGCGGAUGCGUGUGAUGAUGAAGGUGUUGUGACCAGCACAGGUGCCAAAGAGGAGGAUGAGGAAGGGGAGGGUGUUGUGACCAGUACUGGAAGAGGAAAUGAAAUUGGGCAUGCUUCCACGUGCACGGGGAUAGGAGAAGAAAGUGAAGGAGUCUCGAUCUGUGAAAGCGCCGAAGGUGGCAGUCCUACUGGUACUGUGGUAGACCACGUGGAAGCUGAGGCCAGAAUGGCCACUAUGAAUGCACACGAAAGUAACGUUGACAGCGUGAGUGGUGCAGAAAAGGAAGUUAAGGACACAGAGAUCUGCUCUAGUGCAAAAGGGAUCGUAGAAAGCAGUGUGACCAGUGUGGCUUCAGGAAAGGAUGAAGUGACUCCAGUUCCAGAAGGCUGUGAAGGUCCUAUGACUAGUGCUGCUUCUGAUCAAAGUGGCAGUCUGCUCACCAGGAAAGAAAAAGCUGAAGAUACAACAAUUUCCACUGGCCUGGUAGGGGGCAGUUACCACAUCCUUGUUUCCGGUGCAAUCCCAGAAUGUGAAGUUGCCCACACAUCACCAAGUGAGAAAGAAGAUGAGGGCAUCAUCACCUCUGUAGAAAAUGAAGAGUGCGAUGGUCUCACAGCAACAAUGGCUGGUGGUGAUAUUAACGACCAAAAUAGCUUAGCUGGGGGUACUAGUCAAGGCAAAGGCUUAAUGAUUUCCACCAGUACAACAAAUGAUUGUACCUCUCAGGUAAGCACAGUUAUAGAUGUGGAAGAAGGUGGAUCAGGUCCUCUGAGAACUGAAGAAAAUAUGGAAGGUGCUGGAGUAAACAUGGAAGAAUUUGAGGCCCCCAUGCCAAGUGCAGUCUCAGGAGAUGAGGGCCAACUCACUACCAGCAGAAAUGAAGAGAAAGACGAGUGUGCCAUGAUUUCCACAAGCAUAGGGGAAGAGUGCGAAGUGCCUAUUUCCAGUGCAACAACCACCAAGUGUGCCGAAAAUCUACAGCCGGUUGCAACAGUGGAAGAAAGAGCUAAAGGUCCAAUCUUUGUAAGCCCUGCCGACUUUGAGGGGCCUAUGCCCAGUGCACCCCCAGAAGCUGAGAGUCCUCUUGCCUCCACCAGCAAGGAGGAAAAGGACGAAUGUGCUCUCAUUUCCACCAGCAUAGCAGAAGAGUGUGAGGCCUCUGUUUCUGGUGUAGUUAUUGAAAGUGAAAAUGAACGAGCUGGCAUGGUCAUGGAAGAAAAAGACGGGAGUGCUAUCAUCUCCACAAGCUCGGUGGAAGACUGUGAAGGCCCAGUAUCCAGUGCUGUCCCUCAGGAGGAAGGCCAUCCCUUGGUCACUGUGGAAGAGAUGAGUGACACCGCCUUGAUUUCCACAAGCACCUCUGAAGGAUGCGAAGCUGUCAUGAUUGGUGCUGUCCCCCAGGAUGAAGAUCGGACCACUGUCGCAAGAGUGGAAGACUUGAGCGAUGCUGCCAUCAUCUCCACCAGCACGGUAGAAUGUGUGCCGGUUGUCGCUGGCAUUGACAGACACGAAGAGAAUCAGCUGACUGCAAACAACCCAGAAGGGUGUGGUGACCUGUCAGCCACAAAGGUGAGCAAGUGCGAGGUACCCAUGCCCAGCCUGAUUGCUGAAAAUAACUUUCAGUGUCCUGGGCCAGUCACAGAAAGCAAAGAAGCAGGCCCUGUGACAACAGUGAGCACUGAGGAAGGGCACGACAGGCCAUUAGUGUACAUACCCUCUUUAGGGCAGGGCCACCCAAGCACUGUGUAUGCAGAAGAGAAAGAGAGGCAUGGCAAGGGGUGCCCUGGCAUAGGACCGUUUGUAGGAAGAGGACAGAAAGAGAGCACUUUGCACCUCGCAAAUGCAGAAGAGAAGAAUGUGUCGUUGAGCUCCAUUCAGAGAGAGGAUGAAAGCCCAGAGACAGGGACGGCAGAGGGCACAGCGAGCUGUUCAGCACGAAGGGGCUUAGAGGAGAGUGCACCCAUCCGUCUGAGAGGACCAGAGCAGAUGUCAGGGCAGGCGGCUGAGGAUCCCUCUGUCAGUGUUCACUGUUUGGCAGCAGUAAAUACCAGUGCGAAAAAAGCUGAUGACAAGUCACCUGGCAGAGACACGGCAGGUGAGCAUUCCUGUGCGUCCCCUGAUCAUCAGGGUCCUGAAGGCAACUUGAAAACCACCACCACCGCCUGUAUCACUAGCCAGGCAUCAGAAAUCGCCCCUUCCCACACGGUGGUCCUUCCUGCCGCUUCCCACGUAGUUCUGCUGGCUCCUAAAGGUAGGCAGUGCUUGACCACGAAGGGUGAUCACAGUGGCAAAGGAACAGAUCGAGCGUUGACUGAGAAAACUGAAGAUGGUAAUGGCAUGAGGAGACCACUUCCCGAAGAAGGAGGCUUCGCGGUCACUGUUUCUUCUGAAGAAAAUCUGCCUGACGUAGGCAAUGAAGAGUCUCCUUCGAAUGUUUUAGGAGGAAUGAAACUGAAAGCCAACUUGAAAACAGAGACAUGUGUGCCCUCAGAGGAAGAGAAAAAAUAUGAAAUUCCAGCAUCACCAGAAAGUCCAAGUGGGAGAAAACCAAGUGGAAGAGCUGACCUACAGAAGGAGCCUUUGUUGGUGAACGAAGCACUAAAUGUUGAAAAUUCAGAAUCUAGGACAAAUGAAGAAAUUCACAGCAAAUCUUAUAAUAAAGAAGAGAUAUCCAGUGGCAGAAAAGACAACACAGAAGCCGUAAGAGGUCACAGUGUUGAAGCAGGUCCUAAAGAGGUUGAAGAGGAAGAAAAACCUAUGCCUAAAAGAAAAAGAAAGAAGCAUUAUCCCUCUUCAGACGAUGAACUGGAUGAUAAUCCAGAUGUCCUGGAUUCCAGAAUAGAAACAGCACAGAGGCAGUGUUCCGAAACCGAGCCACAUGACACAAAGGAAGAACACUCUGGAGAUUUGGAAGAAUUACCUAAAACAGGUUCUAAAAUAAACAGUAUUGCCUUGAGGACCGUAGAAGAAAAAGGUGAGUAAGUUAGCUGUUCAGAUCAGUUGAGAGACAGCUUUCAAAGCAGUCGGGGCAUCUCUCACCUGCUUCCCCAGCUGAAGCUUCUGUUUUGUUCAUUUGCUUUUGCUGCGUCAGAUCAUGCCUGUGCUUACGAUUAGUAGGGCUUGGAGUCAUUUCUAAUUUGCAUCCUACCGUACCCAAAGUGUGCUCCUUGUCAGUUAACCAUACUGAGUCUCAUUAAUUUUGGUGUAGGAAGCAUGAAAAUGGAGUGUGUAUGCAUGUGUGGCUGAGGCUGUGCAGGUC
Carlito syrichta (Philippine tarsier) is the source of this 8557-nucleotide messenger RNA. RefSeq names its product biorientation of chromosomes in cell division 1 like 1 (gene BOD1L1). The record is from RefSeq and is a predicted model, not a curated record. NCBI's taxonomy places the organism in Eukaryota, Metazoa, Chordata, Mammalia, Primates, Tarsiidae. The coding region runs from base 127 to 8280 and encodes 2717 amino acids. The transcript has 17 exons.